UGUUUGUUGAGAAAAUAAAGAAGCUGAUACUUCAUUGCAAUUAAAGCUCGAGAAACGAUGAGUUGCAACAUAACCUAAUUACUGAAUUAUUACCACAAUUCAACUGCAGAACACUACAAAAUCCUCCCAUGAUCGUGUCCCUCAUGCAAAUCUAUCAUCACAGACGCAAAUAUUAUGAUUUUACACGAGAAUUCUGCAGGCGGUGUCUAAAGAAUUGGAUCUGAACAAAUAAAUAAAAAUCGCCACUCAGGUGACAUGAUUGCCAUCUCCAGCCUCAGUAAACAGUAGCCAGGCUGCUUAAAGGGGCCUCGACAAAUGCGACGCCCCCAGUGUCUGUGCGUAAGUCGGUGUUUCCAGCGCUCCAGUUGCGCGGGGUCGCAUCCAGAUGUGUGUGUUUUUCUUUACGGUGCAGCGAGUACGUCGUGGAGCCUCUGAACCAAUCACUACCGCCCGGGGGGGCGGGUCGUGUGUGGACUGUUGUGGAUAUGGAAAAUGGACAAUUUAACACGCACGCUCAUCAUUAAUAUCCCGACGGGGAAACCAGCGCUUGCUCGCUGAAUUCAUUCGCAAAUGCCCGGCCGUGGCGUGAAAAGGAAAAUUACCAGAGAGGGGAAGAACGUGGUGCCGCCACCCGGUAAGAGCGAGCUCUCCGUGGCGGAGAAGUCGGAGCGCAGCGGGGAUCGCACUGGGUGAUUUCUGCUGUCCGCGUUCAGAGGCUGUGCUCAUUGUUGAUGCUGAGUAAUAACGGAUACACCGAUGAGGUUAUAGGUUACACUUACUGUGGCCUAUCCACUGUUUAUUUCUUGUCGGGCUGCGGAUCUCGUUGUAAGGUAUCAAUCACCAUUGCAAGCUCAUGCUCAUAAAAAUCUAAGCAAACUGCCCCCCUCACGCACGGUGACGGCACAGGUUGCGACCGUGCAAUUAGGAGAGGAUGUUUAUGUGAAGUGCGCUUUUCCACCUUAAGGCAGCCUUCACUGCUAUCAGGUCUCGAUGUGAUGUCUGCGUGGCGAUCAACAGCGCACCUUUGAACUCACGCAGCUCAAAUGUUGAGACAGAAAUCACAAGUGCUGGAAGGAGCCCUCACGACCGGACGGGAAAUGAAGCGAAACGAGAGGAGUCUUUGUUGUAACUGUAGCGAUUGUGUAGAGGUUAAAUAACGCCAGAAGGUCACUAAACUCAGCGCAAGUGCAACAGGGGUGGCUACUUUAAUUCUCCACUGGAUUAUUAUGAGACUGCCAGCCUUUAGUCUGUCUGACAGAGACAGCCUGCUUCAGUGAACCCGUGAGGCUGCUGGAGCAGCAGGGGGUGAUGGUGUGAGGUCCGCGGUGCUCUGAAUGGGAGAGGUGCAUGCCGGAUAAUAAAGGAGAACCGGCGAGUGAGAGAUCUGGCAAAUUUGGAGGACAGACACGAGGGGGCGGCGGGACACUCCGCCUCAGAUUAUUUCCAUGGACGCGCCCGGACGGUGCGUAUGUUUGCGCCGUGCCAACCUUGUAACUUAAUUAUAUCAUAGGGUUCGUAAACCGAGAGCGGGCUUGUCCUGCAAGGAGGAGAAGUUGGUGUUUAGAGCCUGUACAGCUGGUGUCAGCGGCGGACUGAACUGUAGCAGGACGUUCAACAGUUCAGGGCUCAACUGAUUGCGCUUCAGGGGGAUCGGAGAGUCUGAACCCCGAUGCCCAGAAGUGGAUGAACCUGCCGCCGCCGCCGCCGCCUGCUGCGGAUCUCAGUAUCCUCCUGUGACAGGAGGGGCCCUCCGGACAGGAGUCGCGCCAGGCACCAUGAGGCAGCAAGGUUGGUCUUUGAACACGGAGAAAUCACACUUCAUCACACUCAACCAGGCUGGCCAGUGGAAGAAAUGCACUCAGAAGCAGCAGUGUGUGCCACUGCAGAGACGGGCUAAUACACACAUCUGAGCGUACAGUGGAGAGCAAAUGGGGAAGGCAGAAAGACACUGAGAGAAGGGGAGACAGUAACACAGAUUGCGUCAUCCUAAAUGGCAAAGUGGACUGGGCCACACUCAGAGGCAGUGAUGCCCUUGUUAACACAUUGUCCUCCGUUAGAAGCUCCUUGUUAGAAAUCACAAAUCAGCUCUCCCCACCUCCCCACCCUCCACCCCUGUGAGGCGACGGAGCUGAGGGGCAGAGGAGAAGAAACACAGAGGACAAGAGCAAGAGAGAGAGAGAGAGAGACAGAGCGGAAAAAGGAGACUGUGACGGGCCCCCAUGCAGGCGCGUAAGAAGUAUGUUCUGCUGGGCUUGUGUGCGUGCUGCUGGCUGGUGUUCUUUUACUGGGGUGGAGGAGUCCAGCUACGUCUGCUCCGGCUGCUGACAAGGCAGCGGAGUGAAGUGGUACGCCCCUGGCCCAACUGGACCGACCGGGCCUUCCUGCCCCGCUAUGCCCACCUGGAUGAGCUCCAGACAGACCCUGGGACGGCUGAGUCGCCCCGCCAGCGGCGUCAGGCGUGGUCUGCCAUUUAUAAGGACAGUCGCUGCCGCAUGGAGACCUGUUUUGACUUCUCACGGUGUCGCCGCAGAGGAAGGGAAGGUUUCAGAGUGUAUAUAUAUCCAUCAGAGAAAAAUGAUCGUGUGUCAGAAAGCUACAGGAAGAUCCUGACGUCUAUAGGUGAGUCACGGUACUACACGUCAGACCCCCGUGAAGCGUGUCUGUUUGUGCUCGGGAUAGACACCUUAGAUCGGGACCAGUUAUCAGGGCAGUUUGUGCCCAACGUGGAUGAACGCAUCCGUGGUUACCCGCUGUGGAAUGACGGGCGGAACCACCUGAUCUUCAACCUGUACUCAGGCACUUGGCCAAACUACACAGAGGACCUGGGCUUCAACAUUGGCCAGGCCAUCUUAGCCAAAGCCAGCCUCAACACAGAACAUUUCAGACCAGGCUUUGACGUCUCCAUCCCGCUGUUCUCAAAGGAUCACCCACAGAAGGGUGGAGAGCGGGGCUGGCUGGUGAGGAACGCCACACCGCCACGAAGAAAGUACCUGCUGAUGUUCAAAGGGAAGCGUUACCUGACAGGCAUUGGCUCAGACACCAGAAACGCACUUCAUCACAUCCACAAUGGGAAGGACAUUGUGUCUCUGACAACGUGUCGCCACGGGAAGGACUGGGAGAAACACAAAGACGCCCGCUGUGACCAUGACAACCUGGAAUAUGAGAGGUUUGACUACCAGGAGCUCCUGCACAACUCCACGUUCUGUUUGGUGCCUCGAGGUCGACGGCUGGGCUCCUUUCGCUUCCUAGAGUCGCUACAGGCGGCGUGUAUUCCAGUCCUGCUGAGUAACGGCUGGGAACUGCCGUUCUCUGAUGUCAUACAGUGGAACCAGGCGGUCAUUGAGGGAGAUGAGAGAUUACUACUACAGGUGCCAUCCACAGUGAGAGCAGUAGGAAAUGAGCGAGUCCUGGCACUCAGACAGAGGACACAGAUGUUGUGGGAAGCCUACUUUUCCUCUGUGGACAAAAUAGUCCUCACCACACUAGAGAUCAUUAAGGACCGCGUGUUUUCUCACAUAUCGAGGAACAAAUACAUGUGGAAUUCUCUGCCAGGAGGUCUGCUGGUCCUGCCGGAAUAUUCCACUCACCUCGCACAUUUCCCCUUCUACUACCUGGGAUUAGGGGUCAGUCCGGGUCAAGAGUUCACCGCUGUCAUCCAUGCCGUCUCCCCACUGGUCUCCCAGUCUCAGCCGAUCAUGAAGCUGCUUCAGGUGGUCUCCAGGUCAAAAUACUGUUCACAGAUCAUCAUUCUCUGGAACAGCGAGAAGCCGCCGCCCAGCCGGAGCAAAUGGCCCCCGAUGCCCGUGCCCCUCACUGUGACAGACGGCAGGAGGAAGACCACCAGUCGGUUUCUACCUCAUGUUGCCAUAGAGACAGAAGCAGUGCUGAGUCUGGAUGAGGACACAGUUCUUCUGACCAGUGAGGUGAACUUUGCCUUCUUGGUGUGGCGGAGCUUCCCCGAGCGGAUCGUGGGCUACCCUCCCAGGAGCCACUUCUGGGAUCCCCUGAAGCGUGCCUGGGGCUACACCUCAAAAUGGACCAACGACUACUCCAUUGUCCUGACUGGAGCUGCCUUCUAUCACAGGUACUACCACUACCUGUUCUCCCACUACCUACCCCAGUCUCUGCGGACUCUGGUGGAUCGCACCUCCAACUGUGAGGACAUCCUAAUGAACUUCCUGGUCUCUGCUGUAACCCACCUUCCACCAAUCAAAGUGGCCCAAAGGAAACAGUACAAAGAGUUGCCCAGUCCACAGGGUGCAAAGAGCGUCCCCUGGGCCAACCCGGAGCACUUCAACCAGCGGCAGGAGUGCAUCAACACCUUCGCCAACUGGUUUGGAUACAUGCCCCUGGUCCACUCGCAGUUUCGCCUGGACCCUGUGCUCUUCAAAGAUCAAGUGUCUGUUUUGCGCAAGAAGUACAAAGACCUGGAGAGAGCAUGAAAAUGAUGAAGCAAAUGGACAGAAAGGCUGGGGAGCAGCAUGAAGGUCAGGUUUAGUGGCCUUUGGGACAAACUGACCAAUCAGUGAUGGACAGUCAAGAUGAGAUACUCAAGACUGUGUGAGAUGUGGGCAUAGUGGCAGUGUGGUCCAUUUGUGAUUCUCCUCCCUCCAUGAGUCUGCUUAGACAACAGAGGAGGAUGUUUACGGGCCUUGAAAGAGUCCCUAUGAUUGGGCCUCUUUCUGUAAAAGGACAAUCUCUAUUGGACAGCAAAAAAAGGAACGUGUGGACACUUCAGAUCUCAGUGCUGUUGCUGUGACAGUAAGAAUGGAAUGGCUAUCUCAUGCCAGAAGCACCCAAGGGACUGGUGCCAUGCGCUCCAGCUGUCGAUGUGUGUCUCAGCGUUACUGUGCAGGGAGAGUUGCCAUGGAAACCGAUCACUUCACAUCAAAAUGCUAACUGUAAACCCAAUAAAAUGAUUUAUAAAUGCAAA
This is a messenger RNA of Scatophagus argus, 4933 nucleotides long. RefSeq names its product exostoses (multiple) 1c (gene ext1c). Gene Ontology annotation, molecular function: glycosyltransferase activity. The transcript has 12 exons. Gene Ontology annotation, cellular component: membrane. Bases 2220 to 4442 code for a protein of 740 amino acids. The record is from RefSeq and is a predicted model, not a curated record. NCBI's taxonomy places the organism in Eukaryota, Metazoa, Chordata, Actinopteri, Scatophagidae.